GUUAUGGCAAUGUGUUGCUUUGUUUCUUGCGUCACCAUUCCUCUGGUCUCAGUGCGAUACACAGAUAUGGAAAACACGCCCCAACAUCGUACUACUGCUAGCCGAUGACUUUGGCUGGGGAGAUGUGGGGGCCAACUGUAUGGAAACAAAAGAAACGCCACAUAUCGACAGCCUUGCGCGCAAUGGACUAAGGUUGACCGACUUUCACGUGGGAGCGUCGGUAUGCACACCAUCAAGAGCAGCGCUGCUGACAGGUCGACUAGGCUUACGUACUGGAGUUGUGAGAAACUUUGAUGUCAAGGCGGAGUUUGGUCUGCCUCGUAAUGAGACUACCAUAGCCGAAAUGCUCAAAGCCGUCAAUUACUCAACAGGUAUGAUUGGGAAAUGGCAUUUGGGAACUAACGGGCGAUGCCUCCCUACAUACAGAGGGUUUGAUUUCUACUAUGGUCUCCCUUACAGCAAUGAUAUGGGCUGUACUGACAAUCCAGGCUAUGACUGGCCCAUGUGCAGCCGUUGUCCUACUGCUACGGGGUUCUUGUCAAGAGAUGAAGGUUUGCCUAUUGGUGACUGUGACACUGGUUCGAAUGAUUCUGUUCCAUUGUAUAAAGACACAAGAAUAAUUCAACAACCAGUUGAUUUGGCUACACUGACUAACCAAUAUGUGAAAUUGGCUGUGGAAUUUAUAAACAAUCAAAGCAGCAGGCCCUUCUUUCUAUAUGUUGCCUUUGCUCACACUCAUGUCCCAUUGAGUCAUGAUAUUAAAUAUACCAAUGCUUCGGAACGGAAGACUGUCUUUGCCGAUACAUUGCUGGAACUCGAUGCAUCUGUUGGUGCCAUUGUACAGGCUGUGAAGGACAAUGGGCAGGAAGGCAACACUUUGAUCUGGUUUACAAGCGAUAAUGGACCGUGGGAAUCAAAAUGUCAGUACCAUGGACUUGUCGGCCCAUAUAAAGGUCUCUGGGAAAAGAAGACAACUGGUGGUAGUAGUGCAAAGCAGACAACAUGGGAAGGGGGACACAGAGUACCUGGUAUCGUUUAUUGGCCUGGUGUGAUUGCACCACGAGUUUCUAAUGCUCUUGCUAGCACUCUUGAUGUUCUUCCAACAAUCGCAAAUAUCUUGAAGGUGCCAUUGCCUAAAAAUCGACUCUUUGAUGGAAUAGACAUUUCUCAUGUUCUAUUUAAUGGAUCUGACAGUGGACACUCGAUCCUGUUUCAUCCCAACGAUGCUUCUGGCAUAGCAGGAGCUAUUGAUACCAUACGAUUUGGGGAUUACAAAGUUAUGUACCAAACAGGUGGUUCAGCUGCUUGUAACAGUAUUGCACCACCACCUGUGAGGCACGAUCCACCCCUCAUGUUCAACUUGAGGGACGACCCAGGAGAAAGUAAGCCAUUGAAUGUGUCUAUCGAACCACAAGUGAAAAUCCUCCAGCAAGUUUUACACCAUUUGCACUAUUUGCAUGAGAGUAUUAAGAAUGACAACAUUUCAGUUACAAGCUACAGCCAAGACGACAGAUUUCGUCCUUGUUGCAACAUACACCAUGUUGUUUGUCGUUGUGAAAACUAACUGUACAUUAUCACAUUUCAUCAGUCUACAACAAGUCAAGCACUGAAACUUCAGAGCAGAAUCAGAUUUGACUACCGGUCUUCAACACUAAGUGCAUGAUAAAUAAUAAUUUUAUGUAACAGGUACCGCACAUCUAAAUAUUUUAGUUAAUUAAUGGGAGCUAAAAUCGAAGUGACACACACUCUUACAUAAUACAACUAUCAAGUUGUACUGCCAACAUUGCUCAAUGGUCUCACUUUAACGGCAUCAUGCUCAUAAUUACAGUUCUGUUGACAUCAACAACAUUCUGUUCAGAUGAGGCUGUAAAUAUAUUUCGUACUCAAACAGUGGUCU
Molecule: messenger RNA, 1897 nt
Organism: Corticium candelabrum
Lineage: Eukaryota; Metazoa; Porifera; Homoscleromorpha; Homosclerophorida; Plakinidae
Product: arylsulfatase G-like
Exons: 1
Coding region: 140-1564 (474 amino acids)
Molecular function (GO): arylsulfatase activity
Source: RefSeq, a predicted model, not a curated record